Messenger RNA from Penicillium angulare, 366 nucleotides. RefSeq lists its product as uncharacterized. Lineage: Eukaryota; Fungi; Ascomycota; Eurotiomycetes; Eurotiales; Aspergillaceae. Bases 1 to 366 code for a protein of 121 amino acids. The transcript is spliced from 3 exons. The record is from RefSeq and is a predicted model, not a curated record.
AUGACCUUCGUUCUGAUUGAGCCAGAUAUCGGUACUGAGAUUAAUGCCGCAUGCCCCGACCCAUUUACUUCGGUCUUGUCUUCGUCUUGCGCAUCUAUCGCCGAAGAUAGAUGGACAGCGAUAUUUCGCAUUUGGUUUAUCACAUUGUUCUAUUUCUACUGGGACCUUCAAGCUAUCCCCGUCUCUGUAUACCAAACAGAGUCGAAUACCAGUCCUGCAACAUUGUUUAUUGGUGGUGUAAUGCACGGUUUUGUUUUGGGUGGGACUCUUGAUUACGCUUUUACUAAGAUGGCGAACGAAUCUGGACGGCAGCUGGCACGUACUCUCGAUGUGUUGGCAAAUUGUCGAUAUCAGAUUGGCCAGUGA